UCCAUUACGGUGAUAUUUUGUUCCAUUACAAACAGAUGACAUUCAUACUGUAAGUAAAGUUAUUGGACAGCUUUCAAAAAUGAUUUGGGAUAUUAAUUUAAUAAUGCUGUUUUUUGCAGUUGGAGACGUUCUGCUGGUUUCGACAGAACUGCAUACAGCUAUACUUCAAAUUACGAAAACAUCUGUAAUGGAAGGGGAGAUCAUUGAGUUCAAAUGUGUGAUAGCAGAUGUGCACAGAGGACAGCCAAACAAGGAGAGGAAUUGGUUCCAUUUAUAUAAAAACAGAGAGAAGGUCAGCUCACUGCCGGAUUCCGGAAUGGGAGCUAUCACAUUUAUAAAAGACGACAUCAGAAUGAAUUACACUGGAAACUAUACCUGCAUGUAUGGAAAUCAGAAUCCAGGAGAUGUGAAAAAUAUCAACCAUGGUCUUCCGAUUUACCUGAAUGUACAAGAGACACGGUAUUCACUCGUGCUUCAGCUAGACAAACAGAGUGUGAUGGAAGGAAUGGACGUAUCAUUUAAAUGUAUGAUACCAGUGGAACUCAGAGAUACAGAACAGAAAGAUGGGUCUUUCCAUCUAUAUAAAGAUGGAAGCCUUGUCGAUUCACAACCCGUUCCCAAAAGCUUACCAGGUGUCACUUUUUCCAUUAAAAAAGUGAGUAGGAGUGAUGCUGGAAACUACACCUGUGUGUAUGGAAAAGAGACAAUUGUAAACUCAGCAAACAACAAACUCAGUCGUCCAGUCUACCUUGAUGUGACAGAGACACAGUAUUCACUCGUGCUUGACAAACAGAGUGUGAUGGAAGGAAUGGAAGUAUCAUUUAAAUGUAUGAUACCAGUGGAACUCAUAGAUACAGAACAGAAAGAUGGGUCUUUCCAUCUAUAUAAAGAUGGAAGCCUUGUCAAUUCACAACCCGUUCCCAAAAGCUUACCAAGUGCCACGUUUUCCAUUAAAAAAGUGAGUAGGCAGGAUACUGGAAACUACACCUGUGUGUAUGGAAAAGAGACGAUUGUAAACUCAGCAAACAACAAACACAGUCGCCCAGUCUCCCUUGAUGUGACAGAAUGCUUGACAUGUCCAACCACAAUUGCCAAGAUCCAACAAAACAGUUCAACAGGAUCUGUUCUAGCUCUGUACGUGGGUUUAGGAGUGGGAUCUGGGAUCCUUGUGCUGCUGUCACUGCUGAUUGGAGGGCUUCUGAAGUGUCAGAAAUCCAAACGAGAUCCUGCUGUCCAGACUGUACCUCUCCACGCCACGGUGAAUAAGUCUAACCAGCCUCUAAACCCAGAGGAAGACACGCUGACCUACUCAGAAAUAAACACUGCCCUUCUCACCAAGAAGAAACCCAGAUCUGCACCUGAUGAAACCAAUGUAACAUAUGCAGCAGUUCAAACUCUGAAACGCUGAAAACCACUGGAAAAAAGGCUUGAAUGUUGUUUUGAAAAAGAUUCACUAAAUCUAAAUGGUCUUUCCCUUUUUUCUCAGUACUCUGCUUUCAUACCUACUUGAAUGAUCAUGAGUCAGUAGUCAUAAGCUACACAGGUAGUCCAUUAGUGUUAAUCUGGGUCUGUGGAAUCAGCCACAUGUCUGAGCUAGGGUCACUUCAGCAAUGCUCUGGAUGUAUGUAACUUCAUUGUUAUAACGUGCACAAUAUGUAUUUGUGUGGUUGUGUUGUCUAUUGUCUAUGAUCUCAACUCUCUUUUUUUUCAUAUGGGCAACCACAAACUGACAUGUUUUGUAUUGAUGGUCUUCUAUCAUUUCUGUUUUACCAUAUUAAGUCAAGGAAUUUAACCCCAAAACACAAUCCUGAAGUUGGGGGGCUCGACUAAUACACGAGCAAACAUCUAUUGUUAAACCCCCUUAUGUCAGAAAACCUUUAAUGUCUGCAAAAGUCAUGGCUGGUGUGUGGAUACUGAAAUCCCCAUCUGUACAUAGCAGGGUCCCUGUAGGUCCCAGGGGAGCCCCGUGGCAGGCCUGCAUUCAGUGCUGGAGGCAAGUUCACAUGCAGUACUUAUCCACGCACCAGCCCCACCACCACCGCCACCACCGCUUUACACUCCCAAUUUUACAUUUUCAAAAGAUGACAGGAAUGUAGUAAUAAUAAUAAUAAUAAUAAUAAUA
Polyodon spathula (Mississippi paddlefish) is the source of this 2122-nucleotide messenger RNA. RefSeq names its product obscurin-like. Gene Ontology annotation, biological process: cell surface receptor signaling pathway. The record is from RefSeq and is a predicted model, not a curated record. Lineage: Eukaryota; Metazoa; Chordata; Actinopteri; Acipenseriformes; Polyodontidae. The coding region runs from base 80 to 1408 and encodes 442 amino acids. The transcript is spliced from 9 exons. Gene Ontology annotation, molecular function: transmembrane signaling receptor activity.